AUAUCUGAAAAAGUAUAGACUUGAGAUAUUCAAAGUCUUAAUUCAAUUCAAACAUCCCCAAAUCCUUUCCUCAAAUUCUCCACUUUUGCACACACGCCAAUGACCCAAUUACCAAUAACCAAUUUUCCAAUAACUCAAGCUCUCCCAUUUUCAUUCAAAUCUUCAUCAAAUUCAUUCUUAUUUUUCUGGGUUUUUUUGAUUUCUUGUUGAGGAUUCAUGGUGUCAAAGAAUUUUCUUGUUUUGGGAUUCUUUUGCUUGUUUUCCUAUGGCUUUUUAACCACUGGAGCAGUUAAGAAUUUGAAUUUCAAUGAUUCAGGCAUAGAAUUUCCUGAUCAUUCUAGCUUCAAUGCUGUUUCUUCUUCGGUAGAUUCAGAUUGUAGCUUCUCGGAAUCGAAGAGAAAAACUACCUACUUGAAUUUGACGCCGGAAAAUGAAGGGGAUAAUAGAGAUUUUCCGGCGCCGGCCGACCCACAGAAGCAGGCAGUAAAGCUUCAUCUGAAGCACAGAUCAGAUGGGCAAGAAUUUAAUGCCAAAGAUUGUUUAACGGAGUCUACAGCAAAGGAUUUGACUCGAAUUCAGACAUUGCACAAGAGAAUUAUGGAGAAAAAGAACCAGAACACCAUUUCAAGACUAAAGAAAGAUGGUGGUAAACAUUUUUCCACACCGUCGGCGGUUUCGCCUGCAGCCCCGCCGGUAAGUGGGUUCUCCGGUCAGCUGAUGGCUACACUUGAAUCAGGGGUCAGUCUUGGUUCAGGAGAGUACUUCAUUGAUGUCUUUGUGGGUACACCUCCUAAACAUUUCUCUUUAAUUCUUGAUACUGGCAGUGAUCUUAAUUGGAUUCAAUGUGUACCUUGUUAUGAUUGUUUCGAACAAACUGGCCCUUAUUAUGACCCCAAUGAUUCGAUUUCGUUUAGAAAUAUAAGCUGUCGUGAUCCACGGUGUCACCUAGUUUCGUCUCCUGAUCCUCCACAGCAAUGCAAGGCUGAGAAUCAGAGUUGUCCUUACUAUUAUUGGUACGGAGAUAGUUCUAACACAACCGGUGAUUUUGCACUCGAAACUUUCACGGUUAAUCUCACGACACAGAAUGGAAACACGGAGUUUAGGAGAGUCGAAAAUGUGAUGUUUGGAUGUGGUCAUUGGAAUAGAGGCCUAUUUCAUGGUGCUGCUGGAUUGUUAGGGCUUGGAAGGGGGGCACUUUCGUUUUCCUCACAACUUCAGUCUUUUUAUGGUCACUCGUUCUCUUAUUGUCUCGUGGAUCGGAAUAGUAAUGUGAGUGUUAGUAGCAAGUUGAUUUUUGGGGAGGAUAAAGACCUUUUGAGCAACCCCGAAUUGAAUUUCACUUCUUUUGUUGCGGGGAAAGAAAAUCCGGUUGAUACAUUCUACUAUGUCGGGAUAAAGUCGAUUGUGGUCGGAGGAGAAGUGCUAAAUAUACCAUCCGAGAUGUGGGAUUUGUCACCAGAAGGUGCUGGUGGUACCAUUAUUGAUUCUGGGACUACAUUGAGUUACUUUGCAGAUCCGGCUUAUAAGAUUAUUAAAGAGGCUUUUGUAAGGAAGAUCAAGGGAUAUCCGGUUGUAAAGGAUUUUCCGAUACUCAAUCCUUGUUACAAUGUUUCUGGUGUUUCGAAAUUGGAUAUGCCCUCACUCGGGAUUCUGUUUAGUGAUGGAGCAGUAUGGAAUUUCCCAUAUGAGAACUAUUUCAUCAAGCUUGAGCCGGAGGAGGUUGUUUGUUUGGCAAUUUUGGGGACUCCUCGCUCAUCUCUAUCCAUCAUUGGCAACUACCAACAGCAGAAUUUCCACAUAUUGUACGACAUAAAACAGUCGAGACUAGGAUUUGCUCCAAGAAAAUGUGCUGAGAUGUAACGUCGCCUGACUUAUUGUAUAGUUAUGGGGUUGGUGGAGAACUGUAAAAAAUGCUGGGGUCGUGAGGGAUACUUAUCACUGUUUGUUUACAAAAGGAAGUAAAAUGACAGGAUACUGAA
Olea europaea var. sylvestris is the source of this 1979-nucleotide messenger RNA. RefSeq names its product aspartyl protease family protein 2-like. Gene Ontology annotation, biological process: proteolysis. Gene Ontology annotation, molecular function: aspartic-type endopeptidase activity. Lineage: Eukaryota; Viridiplantae; Streptophyta; Magnoliopsida; Lamiales; Oleaceae. The record is from RefSeq and is a predicted model, not a curated record. Bases 217 to 1860 code for a protein of 547 amino acids. The transcript has a single exon.